CCCAAAUUUAACCCCUUGGGUGACUGGAGUUUCUACUUUAUCCAAGUUUGCUAGCUACUUACUUUCUUGGCGGAGAGGAGAGAUACAGUCGAGGGAGGCGACGUCAAGCAGUCCCUCGCGAAAUGGUGUUGAUGAUAGAACAAACAGAACGAGUCCUCCCUCCGCUAUCUACACCAGAAGUAAUCAAGUCUGUGAAGAAAGAUGCGAGGACAUUUCAACCCAAUUCCGAAGCCGAGACUGCAGAGGACAAGCAGAGGAGGCUUUGGAGGACGGGUGGGGAGACUCCCCUCUCCAUGGACACCCCGGAGUCUGACACCUCUGAGAGCAAGAAAAAGCCUCCAAUGAUGAGGUUCAAGCCCAUGGACCAGCUUUCCCCACUGCAAAGUCCAAGCGACAGCGAAACAAAGUUGGAAAGGAAAAAGUCUCAGUCGUCACAGGGUUCCAAAGCAAAUGUACAGUUUCACAAAAUCUUCAAGGAAAUCAGCAAAGAUGAACUACUCAAACAAAGUUAUACUUGUGCCUUGCAGAAAGAUAUCCUUUAUCAGGGCAGACUGUUUGUCUCUGAUAACUGGAUCUGUUUUCAUUCCAAAGUCUUUGGCAGAGACACCAAGACUGUCAUUCCUGCGCUCUCAGUAACUCUCAUUAAGAAGACAAAAACUGCCAUAUUGGUGCCAAACGCCAUUGUGAUCGCCACAACUAGUGAAAGGCAUAUGUUUGUAUCAUUCCUCUCACGUGAUGCCACCUACAAGCUCCUGAAAUCCAUCUGUAUGCAGCUAGAAGGAGAGAUCAUAGGCUGCAGUCCCGUAACUUCGUCUGCAGAGAACAGCUUCAGAGCUGAAUGCCCAUCGUCACUUCCUCUGGAUUUCUCGGCUGAAUUCUCCGAUUUGGAUGGAGUUGUGCGCCAAAGGAGAAAUGAUAUGCUUGAAAGCAGCAGCUCUGGCUCACAGACGCCAGACUAUGAGAAAAUGGCAGAGUUCCCCAGCCUUCCAGAGAGUUUCCUAAACGUGGAGAAGAAUGGCGAGGUGUCGGUGCAUGCCGACGUUCACCUCCAGACACCCAGCUCGCGCCAUGGGACCCAGCCCAAUGGCACCAGCAAGCCUGUUCUGGGAGAAGUACACCAAGACAAACCGUCGCAGCCAUUGUCUCUUAACACACUUCUCCUGAUUUACAUGUUUCUUGUGUGUGUCCUUGUCCUGUCUUCAUGUUACAUGGCCUUCAAGAUUGUUGUUCUGGAACAGAGGCUGAAUUCGCUGGGCUCAGUUGGAGAGUAUCAACACAAUGAGAAUGCUGUACACCAUCGUACACACUCUGAGGUCAAUGCAGAGAUCUAUGGAGAGCUGUCUACAAAUCUUUUCAAACUUGAGAAGAUUCAGAGGAACCUACGGAAGCUCCUAGAAGAAACCUGAAAUACUUGAUCUUGCCUGUAAAUGUGAUGCCUUCUUUACAAAACUUAGGGGGAAACAUGCAAAGGCCAUAGGUUUUUUUAAUGAAGAGCAUCCUCUGUUGUGCAAUAUGCAGUUUAUUCUAUCUUUCAACUCAGGACCACACAACACUUUGCAUUUUUCACAAUAUGUUUCAUUGAUGGUAGAAGACCAGAAGACAUAAGCUUUACUCACAGUACUGUAAUGGGACUGUGCUUGGGUGUAUAAAUUGGUCCUAAGGACCUGCGAUUUCCCCGUUUCAUCAAAAUUGGUCAAAUCACAAAGGCCUGCUGUUCAUAUUUAACUUUGUUACAUAUUUCAGAUGACAAUAAAAUAUUUAUAGUUUGCUUAAGUUCCUCUAAUGAUGCUUUAAGCAGCCUCCAAAUAGAUAUCAGGCGACUCGCUUUUGGUUAAAGACAGCAUUCAGUUAUGUGGUACUUGUUAGCACAGCUUUGAGGUGACUGUUUUUUAAUCUUUUAUUUCAGUUGAAUAAAUCUUCUAGUCUAACAUUUAACAAACUAAUGUAAAGUUAGGGUCUUGCCUGGUAAACACUAAGUUGUCACUAUUAUAUAGUCAUUUAGCAUUAUUGUCUAUAUUAAUGCUCACUUGGGUCUGAAGUUUCGAAAGGGGGAAAUAAUCCUUCAUUUAGCAUGACCAAACCACAGGCCUGUUAUUCCCCCUAGUGGUAGGAAACCAUUUCAACUUAGAGACUGAAAAAAUGGCUGAGAAAAUGAAUUUUAGUUCGAACUUACCUAUAAAUUAUUGACAAUGUGUCUGUCUUAGAACUUACUUGACUGCACUAGAUUUGUAAAAGAUGAAUUGUAAAUUUGUAAACUUGACUAAAUUUGACAAAAAAAAUGGUUAGAGCCAGAUAUUACAAAUGUCAAAAUAGAGCACUAUUGUCUCCUGGAGGUAAAUGUGUAAAAUUUGCACCUCAACUGAAUUUUUUUGUAUAUGAAUAUACGUGAAGAAUUUGGCCUUACAGAUUUGCCAGUAAUUGUCAGAUAAGGGUAGAGUGUAAUUUAAGUAUGCUUAAAUAAAAGUGUGUUGUAAGUCUG
Clupea harengus (Atlantic herring) is the source of this 2479-nucleotide messenger RNA. Its product is annotated as GRAM domain containing 2B-like. The record is from RefSeq and is a predicted model, not a curated record. Gene Ontology annotation, cellular component: cytoplasmic microtubule. Lineage: Eukaryota; Metazoa; Chordata; Actinopteri; Clupeiformes; Clupeidae.